UCUCCAAGAUAUAUAUAAGAGAGAUCAUGCUGCAAAACAGCACAUAUCCCUGCAAUUGCAUUGAUCGUAACGUCAACCUGCUGAAAUGGCACCUUUCCUUUUAUUUCUCUUCCCUCUCCUUGGUCUUUCAUGUAAGUAUACGAAACCAUGCACCUAAUUAGAUCAUCACCUUGCUAUAUAGUAAUAAGUUAAUAACCCUAAAUUUCAUGUUUCACUACAUUUUUUUUUUCUGUAUUUGAAUACAGUUGCAGAGAUCUCAAGCAAAAUUGGCAUAAACUAUGGGCGGCUAGGCAACAAUUUGCCGUCUGCAAAUCGGUCUAUCGAGCUCCUCAUGGCCAUGAACGCAGGGCGUGUGAAACUCUAUGACGCAGACCCGGAAAUCCUAAAACUCUUAUCUGGAACGAAUCUCCAAGUCUCAAUUAUGGCAAACAAUGAAAUCUCAACCAUUGCAUCAGAUCAAACCAAAGCCGAUGAAUGGGUCCGAAACAAUGUCCUCCCCUAUUACCCCGAAACCAUGAUCCGGUACCUCCUCAUAGGCAAUGAAGUCCUUAGUUACAACUCCUCGGACCAAGAUCGCCAAAUGUGGUACGAUCUAGUCCCUGCCAUGAGUAAAAUUAAGUCCUCCCUCAAAUCACAAAACAUCACAAACAUCAAAGUAGGUACCCCAUUGGCCAUGGAUGCGUUGCAAUCAACAUUUCCACCAUCAAAAGCCACGUUUCGGGCUGAUAUAUCUGAUACGGUCAUGGCUCCGAUGCUGAGAUUCUUGAACCGGACCAAGUCCUUUUUCUUCAUUGAUGUGUACCCUUUUUUCCCAUGGUCUUCAAACCCUGGCAACAUUAGCCUAGACUUUGCAUUAUUUAGAGGAAACAGUACCAUGGAGUACACUGACCCGGGAACUGGGUUGGUCUACACUAACCUCCUAGACCAAAUGCUUGACUCAUUGAUCUUUGCCAUGACCAAGCUUGGGUACCCCAACAUCCGGCUGAUCACGGAAACCGGCUGGCCUAGUUCUGGGGACAUUGAACAACCCGGUGCUAAUAUACACAAUGCCGCCACAUAUAACCGCAAUUUGAUACACAGAAUGGUUGCAAAACCACCUCUUGGAACACCAGCUAGGCCUGGUGUUGUCAUACCUACAUUCAUAUUUUCAUUGUUCGAUGAAAAUCAAAAGACAGGACCAGGGACGGAGAGGCACUGGGGUUUGUUGCAUGCUGAUGGAACUCCCAUUUAUGACGUUGACUUGACAGGGAAGCGGCCGUUGGAGGACUACGAGCCCUUGCCGGAGGAGGAAAACAACAGGCCAUACAAGGGCGCGGUGUGGUGCGUGGUGGCGAAGGGUGUGAGUGUGAAUGACGAAGAACUGGGGUCGGCUGUAAACAAUGCGUGCAUUGCAGGGAAUGCCAGUGGGGCGUGUGAUGCUCUUUCACCAGGAAAGGAGUGUUAUGAACCGGUUUCGUUGACCUGGCAUGCGAGCUAUGCUUUCAGCUCGUACUGGGCCAAGUUUAGGAGCCAGGGAGCUACUUGCCAUUUCAAUGGGCUGGCUGAGCAAACAUCUCUGGACCCAAGUCAUGGAUCUUGCAAGUUCCCUAGUGUGAUUUUUUGAAGAUUAUCAUAAAAUGCUGCUCUUAAAAAUAAAAGCAGCUGGUCAGGCUAAAACAAUAUUGCAAGAGAUGGUGUCUCAAUUGUUAGAUUUGAAAGCAUAACUGUAACAGAUGAACGUUAAUUUGCUUGUUAUUAAUUUAUAUGUAACUGAGAAAAUGUUGCUUUUGUUCAAUGCAACUCUUCAAUUAUCCGUUUUUGUUCA
Pyrus x bretschneideri (Chinese white pear) is the source of this 1804-nucleotide messenger RNA. RefSeq names its product probable glucan endo-1,3-beta-glucosidase A6. The record is from RefSeq and is a predicted model, not a curated record. Gene Ontology annotation, molecular function: hydrolase activity, hydrolyzing O-glycosyl compounds. Gene Ontology annotation, biological process: carbohydrate metabolic process. Gene Ontology annotation, cellular component: plasma membrane. Lineage: Eukaryota; Viridiplantae; Streptophyta; Magnoliopsida; Rosales; Rosaceae.